GGUGGGAGGGAAUUCCGGGCAGAGGCUAGACUUGAAGUCUGAUGGGUCGGGAUCUUGCUGGCGGUGUGGUUUUGGGCCAGUUACCCUGCCUUGGCUCCACCGUUGACGGUGGGGGUCCCUGAUGAAGCUGCUAUGGGGGCCUGACAACAGGGACCAGGGUCCGGCUUCGCUCAGGGAAAGGGAUGGACACGGUGAGGCAUAAAUGGUCAUGAUCUAGAAGGACCUGCAUUGUCUUCCUUCCCUUAAAAAGCUAAGUUCUCAUGGUCAGCACUGCACGAAAGGCCUCUCAUUUGAGAACCUUGUGUUUCCUGAACUUGAGAGCUUGCUAUGUUCAAGGCCCAUAAUGAGAGCUUUAUAUCUUCUAUCCCAUCUAAUCCACCCCGAUCCUUUGUGGCAGGAACUAUUUUUAUUCCACUGUGCAAAUGAAGAGACAGAGGCCUGGAGAGAUUAGAUUGUUUGGUUAAGGCCACACAGCAGGUGAGUGGCAGCACCCUGCUGUCUUAGGACGACACCUUGUAGCAGAGACCAACAGAGAACAGAGGGAGGCCUGUCACCAUCACCAAGUGCUGCUUACCACGCUGCGCCAGGGGCCCGGGGGAGCCCUGGGAGCCUGUCCUGUGCGCCCUGGGGCAUGCCGGUCAGUGGGAAGACGGGGCCCACCAACCACCGGCUGAGAUGUAUGGAAGGACCGUGCACGUGCGAGCUGGGGCAUCAUGAAUCCUGUCAGUGGACUGACAGUUAAUUUAAACUGGGGUCAGAGGAAGGCUCUUCAGCAGAAAAGCCGUAGGAGCCAGGACUUGUCUCUUUGGUGGAACACGGUGUUAUGUGCAAAUGAAUUGGGCUGUGCAAAUUCAUUCAUUCAUUCAUAUGUGCAAAUGAAUUGGGCUGUGGCCGCAGAGAGCUGGCUUCCGUGGGUGGCAGGUUGCCUAGAGGGCGUCUCAGCUGUCUGGGCUGCACGCGGACCUGCCUCCUAGGCUGUUAGUGCUUGUCUGUCUCUGAGCCCCGUCCCCCGGGGUCUGUCCCGAGGAUCCCGUGCACUGUUGCCUGGGAUGUGUGCGGCUGCCACGUUCGGUCUUGUGGCAUGGGACACAUCUUUCAUCGCCUCCUCCGCUCCUCACCGUGGGACCUGCCCAACCAGAGAGGGGACUUGCUGGUCUCCAGAGCCCCUGACGUCAGUGCGUGAGGCUGCUCUGUCCUUGUUUUUCUGGAAGCAUGGGGAAAUGGCAGCUGAUAGAGUAGUGCCAGAGAGAAGGUGUAGCUGGCGUGGUGGGACCAGGUCGCUCUCCCUCUGCCCCUUGUCUCCCACGCCGUGAAGCUGCAGACGCUUUGGGCCACUGUCAAAGUUUGGCUUUGUCUUACUCAUGACCUGCAUUGGAAUUUGCUUACUGUUUCCUACAAAAUGACUCACUUUUUUGGGAAAUUGAUACUGUCUUUAGUAUAAACAUUUAUGAACUCAUGAGUUUGAUACAUUUGUUUUUCGUAACACACUUUACCAUGAAAGAAUAACAAUUGAGGGGCACCUAGGUGGCUCAGUCGGUUAAGCAUCCAACCUCCACUCAGGUCAUGAUCUCGUGCUUCGCGAGUUCAAGCCCUGCAUCAGGCUCCGUGCUGGCAUUGUGGGGCCUGCCUGGGAUUCUCUCUCUCUCUCUCUCUCUCUCUCUCUCUCUCUCUCAAAACAAAUAAACCUUUUAAAAAUUUUUAAAAAAUAAAGUGAAAGAAUAAGAAUUGAAAUACAUAAAGAGUUCAUUUAAAAAAUAGUUCGUCUGUAAAUGACUCCUCUUUGCUGUUGUGUGUAUCAUACCCCGGUGAAAAUACUUAUGAAGAGGGAGAAGUAUCUGACCUGGAGCUGCACAGACCUUGCUGUGAUCCCUGGCCCUGCCACUGACAGCUGUGGGGCUUGGGGAAAAUUACUUGACCUCUCUGGGCCUCAGUUUUGUUUUCCCAGAAGGCCAGCUGGAGGAUAAGUAAUCUGAUGGAUGUAAGUAUUCAACCCUGGUUUAACAUGUGGUGCACAAUCCCCUUUCUUAUCUUCUAGCCCCUCCCUGUGUUAGUAAGGAUUCUCUAGAGAAACAGGACCAAUAGCAUAUAAUUUUAUUAUAUACGAAGGGAUUUAUUACAAGGAAUUGGCCCAUAUGAUUAUGGAGGUUCACAAGUCCCAAGAUCUGCAGGGUGAGUUGGCGAGCUGGAGACCCAGGGAAGCCAAUGAUGUAAUUCCCAUCCAAAGGCUGGCAGACUGGAGACCCAAGAAAAGCUGAUGUUUCAGUUUGAGUCUGAAGGCAAGAAUAAGCCAAUGUCCCAAUUCAGAGGCAGUCAGCAAGAGAAAUUCUUUUUUUCUUGGAGGAGGAUCGGCCCUUUUGGGCUCUCCAAGCCUUCAACUGAUUGGGUAAGGCCCACCGAUAUUAGGGCAAUCUGCUUUACUCGGUCUACUGGUGUAAAUGUUAAUCUCAUCCAAAAAUACCCUUGCAGAAACACCCAGAAUAAUGUUUGCCCAGUUAACCUCGUGGCACAGUCAAGCUGACCCCUAAGAUUAAUUACCAUAUUCCCCCAGCACGCGCGCGCGCGCACACACACACACACACACGCACACAUACACAUUUUUAAAAAAAUUUUUUUAAGUUUAUUUUUUUGACAGAGACAGAGUGUGAGCAUGAGCUGGGGAGGGGCAGAGAGAGAGACAGAGGGAGACACAGAAUCCGAAGCAGGCUCCAGGCUCCGAGCUGACAGCACAGAGCCCAACGUGGGGCUCGAACUCAUGAACUGUGAAAUCAUGACCUGGGCCGAAGUUGGACGCUUAACCGACUGAGCCACCCAGGCAUCCCCCCCCCCUUUUUUUUUAAGUUUUAUGUAAGUAAUCUCUAUACCCAACAUGGGACUCGAACUCACGACCCUGAGAUCAAGAGUCAUAUGCUCUUCCAACUAAGCCAACCAGGUGCCCACCGCUUUUAUACUUUAAUCGAAACAUGGUCCCUGGAUGUCUCAGCACUAGCCGGAUGUGAGGUACGCCUUCCCAUCAUCACCUCUGUUAUCUCCUCUGGCACUCCCUGUCUCUGUCUGCCUGCCUCGGCGUGAUUAGCCACUGUGUCUCCAGAAUUGCCCGUCCUCCCCCUUUGGAAAAGCGAGUCUUCUCUUGCUGGAUCCUAGACGCAGAAACAUUCCAGAAUUGCAUAUGUGUGGCCAACUCUUCCAUUCCCAGCCCUGGGAGGAGCCAGCCUGAGUCUCCAGGGCAUCUGUGGGGUUUUAUGAGCCCACCCUAGAGAGCUGUGAGAUGCAGACACAGCCCUUCUGUGUAGUUGGGAGGGGACUCGAGUAGCAAAACACACCCAGACCCAGCCUUGAUCAUGUGUAUCCUGGCCCUGGCAUGACCUUUAACUAGGUCCCCUUGUCUUUCUGAGCCUCAGUGUGCUUCCCUGUACAAAGAGGGCACAGCAGUAGUUUUCUAAGUUGCGUCCAGUGUUAGGGGGAAGUAUGUGCAUUUCAAAGCUGAAAUAGUUCUGGGGCACAUUGGUGGCUCGGUUGGCUGAGUGUCUGACUCUUGAUUUUGGCUCAGGUCGUGAUCUCAUGUUUGUGGGUUUGAGCCCCGCGUCAGGCUCUGUGCUGACGGUGCGGAUCUUGCUUGGGAUUCUCUCUGUCUCCCUCUCUGCCCCUCCCUCUUGCAUGUGCGCUCACUCUCUGUCUCUCUCCCUCAAAAUGAAGAAAGAACAAAGCUGAGAUAGUAUAGAAAAUAACGAAGAAUAACAUAAUGCAUACCCACAAUGUUACCAUUGGAAUUAGCCAUGGGUUACAAUUUAUGUAUUUGUUUCCAGUCUGUUUCUUUUGGGUGAGAAAUCCAACACUGCCAGUAAAGCUCAAGUUCCCUUUGCCGCCACCCCAUGUUUCACCCCUUACCCCUGGCAGUCUCUGUUCGGAGCUCGAGUCCUGAGGGUACCUUUCCCUUUGUAAUUCCCAACACUUUGAGUGUGCUGUUUCAUCCAGAAUCCACUUGGACUUCACCAUGACAGGGGCACAUAAUUCCUUUGUGCCUCAUAAAAGUAUAGCUGAGGGGCACCUGGGUGGUGGCUCAGUGGGUUAAGCAUCUGACUUCGGCUCAGGUCACGAUCUCACAGUUCGUGAGUUCGAGCCCCGCAUCAGGCUCUACACUGACAGUGCAGAGCCUACUUGCGAUUCUCUCUGCCCCUACCCGACUUGUGCUCUCUCUCUGUCUCUCUCAAAAUAAAUAAACUUUAAAAAAAAAGAAAAGUAUGGCUGAAGCAGGCAGGCCUCAGGACGCCCCAGAAAGACUCAGAUAACUGAAAAGAACCCUUUUGCUGGUAACAGAAACACCACUGGAAUGACUGUCUUAAGCCCUCUUGUAGGGGGGUGGCGUGAGCCUUACCAGCUUCACAUGCAGCCCCCUGGUGCUGAGAGAAGAUUCGCAGGUUAAAUGGGCGGGCAGGGGAACGUGGUGCGGUCUGUCCCAAUCCUGGCUGUCUGCCACAUCUGUUGAUGUUCUUUGUCACUUUAUGAGGUGCCUUCUGGCCCUCCCAGCUGCUCCGUGAGGAGGGAGCCUGGCUCCCAUUGUCCCAGCUUAGCCGAGGCGAGCAGGUGCAGGGCUCACAUCCCACCACAUGCCCGCGCUGGAGGCUGCUCUCCCUUGCCUGCGCGGAUCGCGCUGUCUUCUGGCUGGGACCCUGGACAGCCCGCUCACUGCAGGCCCGAGGGUGGGUGGGGUGGGCACCUCCUUCCAGGCAGCUGGAGGCCAGGCACGCUGCUUUUCUUAUCUGGAGGCUGCACUUCGUGCCCUUGUAUCAGCCCUAAGUGUGAAGACGGGGAACUUUCUCAAGAGGGGCAAGAGCUCUCAGCACCCACCAACUCCAGAGCUGGUCCUUGGGGGGGGAUUAGAGGAUAUCCCCAGGACAAGUGGUGAGCUGGGAGUAGUGUUUGCCUGCCUGGCUCUCAGUCCUCUGAGCUGGCCGUUGCAUGCCUUCACCACUCACCUCGUGUGACAGUGGCAGCUUGGGAUGCAGCUGGUCUGCAUGUUGGAAUGAUGAGGCCUGGGGUAUGUUGGGUUACAUCAUAGGUAUAAUUAAGGUUAAUUCACCCGUUGCUUGAAUAGGGCUUUUUAAUAGGAACUUCAAAACAUAGGCAUGAAUCGGCCGAGCACAGCAUUUUUAGGGCAGUCGACUGCUCCGUGUGAUGUUACAGAUGGUGGAUACGUGUCCUCAUACACAGACUGUACAACCCCAGGAGUGAACCCCCCGCAAACGAUGGGCUCUGGGUCAUCGACCCGGCCGGAGGUGGCCAGUAUAGAGCCGCUGGGCGUGGACGAAGCGCAGUGCUCCCAGAAGGCAGUGGUGCAGGCCCGCCUGUCCCAGCCCGCCCGCCUGACCAGCAUCAUCUUCGCCGAGGACAUCACCACGGGCCAGGUCCUGCGCUGCGAUGCCAUCGUCGACCUCAUCCACGGCAUUCAGAUCGUCUCCACCACCCGCGAGCUGUACCUGGAGGACUCGCCCCUGGAACUGAAGAUCCAGGCCCUGGACUCCGAAGGGAACACGUUCAGCACCCUCGCUGGGCUCGUCUUUGACUGGACAAUCGUGAAGGACACGGAGGCCAAUGGGUUCUCAGACUCCCACAACGCCCUGCGAAUCCUCACAUUCCUGGAGUCCACAUACAUCCCUCCUUCCUACAUCUCCGAGAUGGAGAAAGUGGCCAAGCAGGGGGACACCAUCCUGGUGUCCGGGAUGAAGACUGGAAGCUCCAAGCUCAAGGCGUGCAUCCAGGAGGCCGUCUACAAGCACGUGCACCCUGCGGAGGUCAGGCUGCUGAUUUUGGAGAACAUCCUCCUGAACCCAGCGUACGAUGUCUACCUGAUGGUGGGGACCUCCAUUCGCUAUAAGGUGCAGAAAAUCAGACAAGGAAAGAUUACAGAGCUCUCAAUGCCUUCCGAGCAGUAUGAGCUGCAGCUUCAGAACAGCAUCCCGAGCCCCGAGGGAGACCCGAGCCGGCCUGUGGCUGUCUUGGACCAGGACACGUCGAUGGUCACUGCAGUGCAGCUGGGACAGAGCAACCUGGUUCUCAGCCACAGGAGUAUCCGCAUGCAGGGUGCUUCUAGGUUACCCAACAGCACCAUCUACGUGGUUGAACCUGGAUACCUGGGGUUCACCGUCCAGCCUGGUGACAGGUGGGUGCUGGAGACGGGCCACCUGUAUGAAAUUACCAUUGAAGUGCUUGACAAGUCCGGCAACAAGGUCUACCUGUCCGACAAUCUCCGCAUCGACACCGUGUUACCUCCUGAGUUCUUUGAGGUGCUCGCUUCUUCCCAGAAUGGCUCGUACCAUCACGUCAGGGCGACAAAGAAGGGCCAGACGGCUAUCGAGGCAGCCCUCACCUCUGUGGUGGACCAGGAUGGAGGGGUCCACACGUUGCGGGUACCUGUGUGGAACCAGCAGGAGGUAGAAAUUCAUGUCCCCAUCACCCUCUAUCCGAGCAUCUUGACGUUUCCGUGGCAACCAAAGACGGGCGCCUAUCAGUACACAAUAAAGGCCCACGGCGGGAGUGGGAACUUCAGCUGGUCUUCGUCAAGCCACAUGGUGGCCAUGGUCACCGUCAAGGGCGUCAUGACCACAGGCAGUAACACUGGACUCAGUGUGAUCCAGGCGCAUGAUGUGCAGAACCCGCUCCACUUUGGGGAGAUGAAGGUGUACGUGAUCGAGCCCAGCAGCAUGGAGUUCGCACCGUGCCAGGUGGAGGCACGCGUGGGCCAGACCUUGGAGCUGCCGCUGAGGAUCAACGGCCUCAUUCCUGGUGGGGCCGACGAGGUGGUCACCCUGAGCGACUGCUCCCAUUUCGACUUGGCGAUCGAGGUGGAGAACCAGGGCGUGUUCCAGCCACUCCCAGGGAGGCUGCAGCCAGGGUCUGAGCACUGCAGCGGGGUCAAGGUGAGAGCGGAGGCCCAGGGCUACACCACACUCCUCGUGAGCUACAAACAUGGCCACAUCCACCUGAGUGCCCGGAUCACCAUCGCUGCCUACCUGCCCCUCAAGGCUGUUGACCCCUCCUCUGUCGCCUUGGUGACCCUUGGCUCCUCAAAGGAGAUGCUGUUCGAAGGAGGUCCCAGACCCUGGGUCCUCGAGCCUUCCAAAUUCUUCCGGAACAUCACUUCUGAAGACACAGACAGCAUCAGUCUGGCUCUCUUUGGGCCCUCUACCUCCCGGAAUUACCAGCAACACUGGAUCCUCGUGACCUGCCAGGCCUUGGGCGAGCAGGUCAUCGCCCUCUCGGUGGGGAACAAGCCCAGUGUCACCAACCCCUUCCCCGCACUGGAGCCCGCCGUGGUGAAGUUCGUCUGCGCCCCGCCCUCCAGGCUCACCCUGACGCCCGUCUACGCCAGCCCCCAGCUGGACCUGUCGUGCCCGCUGCUGCAGCAGAACAAGCAGGUGGUGAGUGGGCAGUUCUCGCGGGGGGCGGCGGGGGUGUGGUGACGAGGACGGGUCAGCACUGUGCCACCUCCCCUCCGUGCACGGGGCCUGCUUUUGUCCGGCUUUUACGUAUCGGGGGGCUGUGUUUCAAAUGUAAAUGUGGGAGGGGGAGGAAAGUCACUCGGAUGUUCUUCUGACGAGUGGGGCUGGAAGGUGAACCCACGGGCCUGGAGCACCUGGGCUUCUGGCCAGUCUAGCCCUCCACGCCAGGACACCCAGAGAUCGGGCGACAGAUGUGGAGGACUUAGAAGCCCUGCUGUUCAGGGUCAGGGGUACGGACACCCUCCCGGCCAGCCCCAGCCCCCAGCCCCUUCACAGAGGCGGAGACUAGGCAGGUUUCUUUCCCUUCAUUCCUUCACUGUGUAUUUGUUGAGCACCUUCUCAGUGUGAGGCACAGAACUCGGGGUUCUAGAAUACAGGAGUACUCCGGUUGGUGAGACAUCUGCCCCACGGAGGUGACAGCAAGAGCAGGAGGCCCGCAAACAGUAGGCAAGAUGGACAGAAGGUGGGAAGCGCCGUGGAGCAAGUGAGGCAGGGUGCGGGACGGCUGCCACGGGAGGCCGCUUCAGAUGGAGCCAGGAAAGGCCUCCGUGAGGAGUGCACAUACCGUGUCAGGAGAUGCCAGCCGAGAAGAGCUGAAGGAAGGGUGUUCCGGGCAGGUAGAACAGCAAGUGCAAAGGCCCUGGGGUUAGCCUGGGGGUCUCUGCAUCCCUGCUGCCCAUGCAGCAAUCAGAACCAUUGUGUGUUCUCUCACACAGCUCUCACCUGUGUGCCUUAUUCCCCAUCGUCGGACCAUCUGUGAGGCCAGGCUCAUUGCAUCCCCUUCACGAGUUUGUCCAUGAGGCCCAGAGGUGGGCAGGGUCCCAGAGGCCCUACAUCCGCCCGGCUCCCAAGUUCAGUGCCCCCUCUUUGGUCCUCGCAGCUACUUCUCUUCUCCCAGCCCCAGCCCUGUGAUCAGCUCCCCCCGCUCCAAGGCAUGUCCAGCUGCCCCCUGCCUUGGUGGCUCCUGAGGGCCCCGUUCUGGGGAUGGGAGCCCCUCACCUCUUUGCUGCUUGCCCUGAGAGCGCUCAGCGCAUCUCCUCUGUGCACCUGAUGGAAGCUUUCUGAGGCUGUUUCUGUGGGCAGCCUCUCCCACCACCCGCAGAGAGAUUUGGGAUUUGGCUCCCCGUGGGUGAAGCAGGAGGAUGGCUUUGUGUUUUGUUGAAGUGCAUUUCUUUGACGCUCUGCGGGAGGUCCCAGACUCCAGUGUCUAAGACUUGGGACCACUCCUGCCUGUCUGGCGUGUGACUCUUGGCCUCCAUGUCCCCUGUGAGCUUAGUUGGCUUUUCUUCCUGCUGUUCUGGUGGGCUUCUGUCUUCUCUCAGGCUUUCCUGAUUGCUCAGCUCAGAGACACAUGGGCGUGUGAGCCCCUCUGCUGCCCCCGAUGCUGGUCCCUUACGGGUCAGUGCCUCAACAGCAUCAGUUACAAAUGAGGACGCUUUGCGCCCAGUGUCGGGGCAUUCUCCCACCUACCCCGUGGGGGCCGGGCACCCAUGUUCCCUCUUGACAGGUGAGGAGAACUGGCCCCGAGCCUAGAGCCCCUCUGGAGGCUUGUCACCAUGACACCUCAUUUACCCCUAGCUCAGGCCUGGGUGUUACUGGAAGGGAGCAGGUGGCUGUCAUUCCCAAGCUGAAAAUCUGUGUGUUCAGGACUUUUCUGCCUCCUGACUUUGGGGGCUGUUGAGGCGAAUGUCCUGAAAGGGUCACAUUUUAAAACACUUUUAUGUAUUUUAAAAACAAUUUUUUUAAAUGUUUAUUUAUUUUUGAGAGAGAGAGUGAGACAGAGCAUGAGCAGGGGAGGGGCAGAGAGAGAGGGAGACACAGAAUCCAAAGCAGGCUCCAGGCUCUGAGCCGUCAGCACAGAGCCCGAUGCCGGGCUUGAACCCACAAGCUGCAAGAUCAUGACCUGAGCUGAAGUCGGACACUUAACCGACUGAGCCACCCAGGCACCCCAACACUUUUGUGUAUUAACAAAUUACCUCUUUAUAAAGAGUAUAGUCCUGCUAAGUCUGGACUCUUCUGGAAAAGCUGCUCUGCUGGUCCACCGAGUGUGAGGUCACAAGCCAGACAGCAGCUGACAUCAGUAGGCACUGACAGCUGGGCCUGAAUUCCUCCUUGAAUGACAAUGGGUGACAGCGGUCCCCUAGGGUUGUAGGGGAAAAGCAUGAGUGGUAAAUGUUACACUUUAACCUUAUCCUCUGCUUAGACCCAGCCAACAGCUUCCCGCUCCCCCAGAGCAAAAGCCAAGCCCCUUCUGUAACCCGCAGUCUCUGAGCUCCGGCCCCAUUAAUCCACCACCCUACUCUUCCUGUCCUUGGACACCCUGUCAUACCCUGAGCAUACCAGAACGUGCCCUGCAUGCAUCCCAAACUUACUGUCCCUCUGGCUUCUCUCUACUCCUGUGUCCCCAAGCCUCCCUCCCUGCCUCCUUCAGUUUUUUAUUCAAAUGUUACCCCUUGCAGGUAGGGAGUCCUCAGCCUUUAGACCUUACCUAAAGUUUCUCCCUUCCCUCAACAUUUCAUAUUCCAGUUCCCUGUUCCCCUGCCCCCAAGCUCUGCACAUCAUCUAAUGCUGUAGAAUUUACAUAUUUAUCUUAUUCUCUGCGAGUCUCUAGAAAAGACCUCAGCUCAUGGUAGGAGCUCAGUAAAUGUGAUGGAUGAAUGAACACAGAAACAUGCACACCAUGCCAGUGUCCCUGUGCCUUCUGGCCCUGACUCUUGCAGGCUCAAACGUAUGGAGAAGCCAAGCGGGGCACUGCUGAAGAAUGGGGGCUGGGGGUAGGGGGGUGGGUGGUGCAGACCUGGAGAGCAGGUGCCCCUCCAUAGUGACGGUCUGCCCAGCUCGACUCUAGCCCAUUCAACCCCAGGCUGGUCAAACCUUCUUAUUUUCAAAGAAAAAACCAGGCAGAUCUAUAUGUAUCUUCCCUGUAUUUGCACGUCGGGCAUUUGCCAAGUGAGCCGUGUCUGGCCAUCUGUUGGCUGUGACCUCUGGGUCAGCGCGGGGUUGUCUCUCUUGACGGAAAGACGACAGUCAAGGCAGCAGAGCACGGAUCUGAAUUGGCUUGCGUGUGUCGUAGAUCCCGCUUGCCAGGAAAUAAUGGACUUCAAACACAGAAUUGCUGUGUGAUCCAUCAGCCCUAGAGUUCCAGAGCUGUGAGCCGAUCGGGCACGGCCCCUGCGAUUUACGAUCUCACUAGGGGACCUUGAGAAAGCUGUAUCCCUGCCAUGCAUCCUGGGUACAGUAUCAAUUUAAUUUUAUACCUCUCCAAAGCCAGAGGCCGCCCGAGACGUGUUUGCUGAGUAAAUUAUUGGCGAGGCCACAUACCAGAAUGGAGCUGACCAGUCAGAGUGACAAAGUGGAACCAGACUCUGGCCUGACCCCAGCCCUCUGCACGGGUCGUCCUGUGUUCAGCUCACUAUGGCUGAGCACCCGUCGUGUGCCAGGAGACUGAUUAGUGGGAGCUCGGAUGGAGCCUGACUGGUGUACCGGGGAGAGGCCUCACGGUCAGGGGAGGCUGCACAGUCACAGGGGAGGCCUGUGCGCUUUAAAACCAGACCAAUAGUGUUCCACCCCUAAACCUGUGUGACCUCGGGCAACUUGCUUAAUGUCUCUGAGCCUCCGCCUUCCCAUUUGUAGAAUGGGGAUGAUGCUGUUCCCUCAGAUGCCCACUGGAAGGAUCCAAGCAUGCUUGGAGCAGACUGUUAACAUCCUUCCCUGGGAGCACAGGGGGAGGGAAGGGCAUCGGCUUCCCACCCAGGACGCAUCUCGGGGAAAGAGUGGGGCCACUCCCAUCCCUGUCCGUGGUUGUAGCUCCUGACCGAAGCCAGCAUCCCCAAUUGAUUGGGCUGUGACCUGCAGUGAAAAUCUGCAGCGUGCUUGGGCUCAGUGUUCUCUGGGGGCAAGAGAGCUAGAAGGACUUGUGGCGGAGCCCUCACGCUGCCGGUCGGUAGUUCGGUGACAGCAUCGGUCUGGACAGGCGAGGCGAGGCUGCGGGAACAGACAAGCACAGAUCGAGGUGGAUUCACACAGCACGGUUCACUUCUUGCUCGUCCUGCAUGUGCACCGUGGUGGCGGGGGGACCCUGCUUCAUGUCGCUGUUCCCAUCCUUCCAGGGCGUGUUGAACGUGGUUGGGUGCCACUGCAGAGAGAAGGAGGCGGCACUCCCUGGCGGGUUGUAUUCUGGCCGUUAAGGCUUCCCCCCGGAAUUGUUGUCAAGUCCUGUUUCACCUUUCACGGGUCAAAGCAAGUGAUACGGUCACUCCUAACUUGCAAAGGCCAAAACAGUGUGGUCCUCGCUCCUAGCCCUGUGCGUGCAUCAGUGGGUACGCCGGGGGACACUGCACACGACCGCCCGUGUCCCUGCCUGCACGUUUGUUACAGUGAGCCGACCUCUUGCAAAUGGUCUCAUACAACCCUUGGUUAAAACAGAGUCCUGGGAGGUGGGCCCUGUUGUGACUUCCACUGGCUUGCCUGGGGUGGUGACAGGCUGAGCUUCCAGGCCAGGCAGGGGGACGCGGAUGCCUAUGUACCUAGGGUCCCUGCUUCACUACCUGCCCCACCUGCCCCCUUGCCAGGAGGCGGGGAAGGUGGGGGAUGAAGCAGCACCUGGGAGGAAGGAGGGCGACUUGGCUUGGGUUGCCCAGGGCGGGUUUGCCUGGGGAACAAGAGGUAAUGGUAGAGUGGUUAGUAAUUCAGGGUUUGGAGCCGAACCCCGAAGGGUGUGCCACUCAUUCUCAGAGUUGCCUUUUAUUUGUUCCUUUUCUUCCCUGGGACUCUGCUUCCUCACCCUUUAUAUAGGGACGACA
Panthera uncia (snow leopard) is the source of this 12298-nucleotide messenger RNA. RefSeq names its product nuclear pore membrane glycoprotein 210-like. NCBI's taxonomy places the organism in Eukaryota, Metazoa, Chordata, Mammalia, Carnivora, Felidae. The record is from RefSeq and is a predicted model, not a curated record. The coding region runs from base 5124 to 7457 and encodes 777 amino acids. The transcript has 16 exons. Gene Ontology annotation, cellular component: nuclear pore.